Messenger RNA from Pyrgilauda ruficollis (rufous-necked snowfinch), 2563 nucleotides. It is a transcript of the gene NOC2L, whose product is annotated as NOC2 like nucleolar associated transcriptional repressor. Gene Ontology annotation, molecular function: transcription corepressor activity; histone binding. The transcript has 19 exons. Lineage: Eukaryota; Metazoa; Chordata; Aves; Passeriformes; Passeridae. Bases 31 to 2379 code for a protein of 782 amino acids. Gene Ontology annotation, cellular component: nucleolus; Noc2p-Noc3p complex; nucleoplasm. The record is from RefSeq and is a predicted model, not a curated record. Gene Ontology annotation, biological process: ribosomal large subunit biogenesis; negative regulation of transcription by RNA polymerase II.
CGGAAGCGGCGGCCGCGUGGCGGAGGCAACAUGGCGGCCCCCGGGAGGAGGAAGCUGGCGGAGCUGAGCCUGGACGAGUUCCUCGCUGCCUGCUCGGACUCGGAGCAUGACGGCGGCUGGGAGGAGGAGGAGGAGGAGGAGGAGGAGGAAGGCGGCCGGGCCCUUAACGGCGCUGCGAGGCGGAGACAGCCGGGUGGAAAGGCGGCCCAGGGGCUGCAGGCACGGCCGGGCAGCAGGAAGAAGGGAAAGGCCUCAGAGCACAAAGAUCAGCUCUCCAGGCUGAAGGACAGAGACCCCGAGUUCUACAAGUUUCUGGAGGAGAACGAUCGCAAGCUGCUGGAUUUUGAUGCCUCAGACAGCUCAGAGGAGGAGGAGGCUCUGCACAGACCCCCUGCCACCCUCGAGGAAGCCAGUGAUGAGGAUGAAGAUGAUGAAGAGGAAGAACAAGAAAAAGUCAAAAGGAAGAAGGUUUCCCUCAUCCAUGUGAGCUUGAAGAUGGUGGAGGAGUGGAAGAAAGCUGCCCAGAGGAAUCUCACCCCAAAACUCUUCCAUGAGAUCACCCAAGCCUACAAGGCAGCUGUGGCCACCACCAAAGGUGACAGUGGUGGUGACCCCAGCAAGUUCCAGGUGACUGACACUGCAGUGUUCAACGCCCUGGUGUCCUUCUGUAUCCGGGACCUCUUCCACCACCUGCACAAGCUGCUGCUCCCCAAAGCCCCCAAGAACAAGCUCAAAAUGGUUCUCCCUUCCACCAGCCCCCUCUGGGGAAAGCUACGACUGGACAUCAAAGUUUAUCUUGGCUGUACCAUACAACUGCUGUCGUGCCUGACAGAGGCCUCGGUGGGUGCAGCAGUCCUGCAGCACGUGAGCUCCACAGUUCCAUACUACCUGUCCUUCCCAAAGCAGUGCCGGGCCCUGCUCAAGCAAACCAUCACUCUGUGGAGCACAGGGGAGGAGACAGUCAGGGUCCUGGCCUUCCUGGUGCUGAACAAGAUCUGCAGGUACAAGAAGGAGGUUUACCUCAGCCCCCUGCUCAAGCAAAUGUACAUUGCCUUUGUGAAGAACUCCAGGUUCACCUCUCCCAACGUGCUGCCCAUGAUCAACUUCAUGCAGCGCACGCUGACAGAAAUGCUGGCCCUGGACAGCCCCACCUCCUACCAGCACAGCUUCAUCUACAUCCGCCAGCUGGCCAUCCACCUGCGCAGCGCCAUGACCCUCAGGAAGAAGGAGAACUUCCAGUCAGUCUAUAACUGGCAGUACAUCCACUGUUUGUACUUCUGGUGUCGAGUUCUCAGCACCAUCCACCCCAGUGAGGUCAUGGAGCCCCUCAUCUACCCCUUGACCCAGGUCAUUAUUGGCUGUAUCAAGCUGGUGCCAACGUCUCGGUUCUACCCCCUGCGCAUGCACUGCAUCCGAGCCCUGACCCUGCUGUCCCAGAGCACCAGGACCUUCAUCCCCGUGCUGCCCUUCAUCCUCGAGGUUUUCCAACAAGUUGAUUUCAACAAGAAGCCAGGACGGAUGAGUUCCAAGCCCAUCAACUUUGCUGUGAUCCUGAAGCUCUCCAAUGCCAACCUGCAGGAAAAGGCCUUCAGGGAUGGGCUCAUUGACCAGCUCUAUGACCUGCUGCUGGAAUAUCUCCAUGGCCAAGCCCACAGCAUUGGCUUCCCAGAGCUGGUUCUCCCCACUGUCAUCCAGCUGAAGUCCUUCCUGAAGGAGUGCAAGGUGGCCAACUACUGCCGGCCCAUGCGGCAGCUGCUGGAGAAGCUGCAGGAGAACUCAGCCCACAUCUGCAGCAGGAGGCAGAGAGCAGCCUUCGGGGUGGCCAGCACUGCAGCUGUGGAGCAGUGGGAGAAGCAGGUGAAGGAGGAGGGGACACCCCUGAGCAGGUACUACAGCCACUGGAGGAAGCUGAGGGAGAAGGAGAUCCAGCUGGAAAUCAGUGGCAAGGAGAGGCUUGAAGACUUGAACUUCCCAGAAAUCAAACGCAGGAAGCCAGAUGAGAGGAAGGAGGAGGAUAAGAAGGAAUUCAAGGAUCUCUUUGAGCUGGACAGUGACUCUGAGGAGGAGAAUGGUGGAUUCUCUGUGAAAGGGAAAGGCAGAGCCAGGCAGGCCUCGGAUGACAGCUCAGAAGCCAGCAGCAAGGAGUUUGGGGAGGAGGAUGAGGAUGAAGAAGGAAAUUACGAAGUGGAGGAGGAUGAGGAGGAAGAACUGGAAGAGGACAGCGAGUCAGAGGAGGAGGGCAGGGAAGCAGCGCAGCAUUCCCGGCAUUCCCAGGAGAGGAGGAGCGGCCCCCGGGGGCUGUCCCGCUCCGACCUGCAGCAGCUGGCACAGGGAGGGGACGACCUGGUGCAGGACCUGGAGUUUUCUGACGAGGACUGAGCCCCCCAGCCCCUCUCCACCUGAGCCCUCCCACCCUGCAGCACCUGGAGCUGCUGUCAGAGCCAGGGGCACAGCUGGGACCAGCCCUUGCACUUUCCAGCUCGACUUGGACUUCUCCAGCUUUUCCAACCAGUUCUGCUUUUGGUACCAAUAAAACCCGAGGCCAAGUCAAGGCCAGUAAAAA